AUGGGGAGUUCUAUCUCGACCUCGACACCGCAAACAAACGAUUCUUUUUCUGGCCAAGACUUUUCUACUCCGGUACAAUUCGGAGGCGGAUUACAGACUUCUACUUCUCUUCCGCUUGCAUCCCCAGUCGAUGCACUUGACUUGCCCGCGGACCACCAGGGCAACAACUUCAGCGACUUCGAUAUGUUGCUUGAUAGCAUAAAUGGAACAUAUAGUGGUGGCCUUUCGUCAUUCUUCGUCGAUCAACUAUCUUUGCCAUUGCACCCAGCACCACUUUUCCCAGCUUUCGAACAGCCUCCUGAACCAAGAAAGUCGAGAUCAAACUUAUCCAAGCUAGCCACCCCGAAAGUAUCAGCGCCUCACUUGUUUGAUGAAUUCACGUCUACACUUCCAUCAUUCGAAGUGUCGCCACCUUUGACGGCUCGGAAAGAACCCUGGAAGAUCACACAGCAAGACUGGGAUGUUCUAUUUUCUGGGGUUCAACUGUUCGCCUCCUCUCUCCCGCAUGGAUUCUUCCUCCCUUCGCGACACACAAUAACACGCUAUAUCACAACCUACCUCACCGGCUUCCACCGACACUUGCCGAUGUUACAUAUACCGACGUUUUCGGGCGUAAGGUGUCCUGUCGAACUGAUCCUGGCCAUGGCGACGAUCGGAGCACAGUCUGCCUUUGACCAUCACAAUGCGAUCAUGUUAUUCAGGGCCUCUUUUGCGAUAGCUCAAGAGAGACUUCGUAUUCGCAAGGACCAGCGACACUAUAUGGUUUUCCGUACCAGGGUGGGAACCUCGGCGCAAUCACCACACAAUGGAAAUUUGCCAGGGCCCUGGUCUCCUGCCCAAAAUCAAUCUCAUGCCGCUGGUGAGGAUGAAAUCCCAGAACAUUUUGACCCACUUCCCCUCGCGCAGACAUUGCUAAUCCUCAUGGCAAUGGCAACAUGGGGAAAUUCCGAAGAAAUUUUCGAUGAGGCGGUCGGAAUUCAGAACAUUCUGGCAAAUUACAUGAGAGCCGAAAAGCUUCUAGAUCACCAGAUAUGUCGAGGCUCGUCAUGGGACAUUUGGAUACAAGAAGAGAGCUUUAGGAGGACUGUUGUCAUCAUUUUCUGCUUUUUCGUCUUUCAUACGAUUGUGUAUGAUCUUCCUCCACCAAUUCUCAACUCAGAACUCAACAUAAAGUUGCCCUCGCGCGAGAAGGACUGGGAGGCAGAGAGUGAAGAGAAGUGGAAGGAAGCUCGCAAUAAGCAUGACCCUGAACUCCUAUUCCAAACUCAGUUCUCUUUGCUUUUCUUGUCCAACCCAGAAACGCAAGCAGGGUAUUGUUCGUCGUUGGGUAGCUAUACUCUCAUACUUGCACUGAUUCAGCACAUCUACUUCCUGCGAACGGUCGCAAAACGCAGAUCUGAAGGAGAUCAAGAAAUAACCCCUGCUGAUAUCAGCGAGGUAGAGCAAGCCUUACGAAACUGGCAAAGUGCAUGGAACCAAGACCCGGAAUCAUUCCUGGGUCCAUUGAGCCCUCUUGGACCGAUCUCAUUCAAUUCAACCGCCUUACUUCGCAUGGCCUACAUAAGACUCAAUGUCGAUCUCGGCCCAUGGCGUGCUCUAAACACCCACGAUCCCUACGCUAUCGCAAUAUCCAUGCAUCGAAGUCCAAAGAUAACGACCAGUCGGAAACUCAGUCGGGCUGUCCUAUACUCAGCUCACGCUCUCAGUAUUCCGAUUAAAAUUGGGAUCAAUAUUGUGACACACAACCAAGCCUUUUCCUGGUCACUUCAACAUUCUCUCUGUGCGCUUGAGUGCGCCUUUAUCAUCAGCAAGUGGUUGAUUGAAAUCGAGCCCCAUAUAUCUGAAGGUGCUAUCGAUGAGGAGGAUGCUAGGCUGUAUGCUUACAUCGUCGAUAUGGUCACGGAGGCCGAAGCGGGAGGCGAAUCAAGAAUCUCAGGCUCAGAUCUAUGCCCUCGUGUCAUCAGGAUCUGGGCCAGGAUAUUGAGUGGGAAGGCAGUCUGGAAUGUUGUGCGGAUGAUCGGACAGAUUCUAGAGGCAUACGCCCAGAUUUUGGAGCAGGGGGCAUAA
Molecule: messenger RNA, 2067 nt
Organism: Penicillium argentinense
Lineage: Eukaryota; Fungi; Ascomycota; Eurotiomycetes; Eurotiales; Aspergillaceae
Product: fungal specific transcription factor domain-containing protein
Exons: 1
Coding region: 1-2067 (688 amino acids)
Biological process (GO): regulation of transcription by RNA polymerase II; DNA-templated transcription
Cellular component (GO): chromatin
Molecular function (GO): zinc ion binding; DNA-binding transcription factor activity, RNA polymerase II-specific; RNA polymerase II cis-regulatory region sequence-specific DNA binding
Source: RefSeq, a predicted model, not a curated record